AUCUGUUAUCGGUAGCUUCUGCUUGCAACUUUUAGCUCUUGCUUAUCUCGUUGUUUGAAUUCCGCUUCGAAGGGUUUCAAUUUUUAUUAAGGUGUAGCUUAAACCGAAUCUCUAACGCGCAAUUCGUACAUGCCGCUUACUAUCUAGGCGCCACUCUAGUCAUUUUUCACCAAAAGUUGAUCUAUUAGCCGGCUUGCUAACUUCCCUCGCGUUGCGCCAUCAUGUCUGGCGGUCUCAUUCGAGGACCCGCGGGGAGUAACGACUGUCGGAUAUAUGUGGGAAAUCUCCCUCCCGACAUACGUUCAAAAGACGUGGAAGACUUAUUUUACAAGUACGGAAGUAUUCGUGAUAUAGAUCUGAAGAACCGAAGAGGAGGACCACCGUUUGCUUUCGUGCAGUUCGACGACCCGAGGGAUGCUGAAGAUGCUGUUUAUGGGCGUGAUGGAUAUGACUACGAUGGCUACCGUCUGCGUGUGGAGUUCCCUAGAAGUGGAAGAGGAGGUGGAGGUGGUGGUGGUGGUGCUGGAGGAGGAGGAGGAGGAGGAGGAGGAAUGGGACCCCCAAGGGGAAGGUACGGUCCCCCAUCCCGACGCUCGGAGAACAGGGUCGUUGUCUCAGGCCUUCCCCCCAGCGGGAGCUGGCAGGACCUGAAGGAUCACAUGCGGGAAGCAGGUGAUGUAUGUUAUGCUGAUGUGUUCCGUGAUGGCACUGGUGUGGUGGAGUUUGUACGCAAAGAAGACAUGACCUACGCCGUCCGUAAACUGGACAACACAAAGUUUCGCUCCCAUGAGGGUGAGACGGCUUACAUCCGUGUGAAGAUGGACGGUCCUCGGAGCCCCAGCUACGGUCGCUCUCGCUCUCGUAGCCGCAGUCGAAGCAGGAGCAAGAGUGGAUCACGCAGCUACUCCCCACGCCGCAAUAGAGGAUCUCCCCGAUAUUCUCCCCGGCGCUCUCGCUCCCGCUCCCGCUCCCAUUCCCGGUCUCGCUCCCGCUCUCGCACCUAGGCAAGCCUGACCUAAGAGCCAGAGUGGAAAUCUUCACAUUACUCAACGAAUCCUGUAUAUUCAUCAAGGAUCAUCUCGUGUGUCACCUAUGUAUGCUGUCAUGGUGUGUGCUCCCUUCCCUAACCGACACCAACCCACCUGCAGUUUUAUUUUCCAUUCUAAUUUUUGCAGACCAGUUGAGCGUGCACAUGACCGAGUUUUGCUCCAUUAUUUCUUCUCUUCUCUCAAAACGUGUUCUGCUUCUGCUGUGUCAUCUCUAAUUCAUCUGUGUACCUCUCUUCUCCUGAUUGUCCUGAGUUCAGAGGAACAGGAUAGGAUGGGAACAGAGGAAACAGUUCAUAUUAGGAUAAACAGGAGGAGGAGGAGUCAAAUGUGGCACCAAUGGUUUGGACUGGGCUCAUUGUCUCACCAUUCCGGAGCUGGAUCAGGAUUCAGGAUCAGAUUAGGAUUAGGCUUCAGGAUGGAUACAUGGAGCAGGAUCAUAGGAGCGUUUUUACCGGGAGAAGAUCCCGACCCCCUGACCCUGUCCACAUAAACCCAUCAAACCGGAACCAUUGUAGUGCGAUAUUCAGAAAAAAUUGGCUUUCGAAUUUUCCAAAAUUUCCCUUUUUGUGUGGGACCUCACAGACAGACUUACUGGCUACACAGUGACGCACCGUUUAUUUUUCUUUUUUAAAUAAUUAAAAAGAAGAGAAAAGCAUGGAUCAAAUCCAGGAGGAGGGCUGGGAGGUGCAGGAUGGAUCCACACGCGUAAGGAGUGGUAAAUAGUGGAAAACCGUUACCAGUGGAGGAGGGAGGGAGGGGUGAAGAGGGAAGUCUGGGAGGAGACAAGGGAUCGUAACUUUAAUGUGGUUUGUAUCUUUUUUUCUUUUGUUUUUUUUUUUUUGUUUUUUUCUUUUUGGUCCAGUGUUUUUUUUCUAGCGGUGACUGACUUCUGAUUUUCUUACACAUGAUCUCGAUUAUCUCAAAGCUUUAUUCUCUUUUAAUAAAACGUUCUACAACAUUA
Messenger RNA from Pelmatolapia mariae (spotted tilapia), 2010 nucleotides. Its product is annotated as serine/arginine-rich splicing factor 1B. The record is from RefSeq and is a predicted model, not a curated record. Gene Ontology annotation, cellular component: cytoplasm; nucleus. Bases 222 to 1004 code for a protein of 260 amino acids. Gene Ontology annotation, molecular function: mRNA binding. NCBI's taxonomy places the organism in Eukaryota, Metazoa, Chordata, Actinopteri, Cichliformes, Cichlidae. The transcript has 6 exons.